AGCCGACACAGUGCUCGUUGGAUGCUUUGAGUGCGUUGUACGUGAUUUCUUUUGUUUGAUUAAUGUUUCGAAACUAUAUUAUUACUGAGAACACCUGUAGAUUUUAUUGAAAAUUAUUUAAUCCACUAAUAGGUAAUGUUUAUUAUAGUCAAUCAUAAAGUUCACUGUGAUUCGGUGAAAGUUGAAAUUGAACUCUACUUUGAGGCCCCGCUUAAGGGGCAAACUUUCAAGGCACACGCCUAAGACCUUUUAACAGUAAUUCAGGGCGGUAUUUCAAAUUUUAUCUCUAUAUAUAACAUGCGGCAAAACUGAAGUUUAUCUAGAUGUAUUUAAACGCUUGAGCCGGUGUAUUUUUGAAAUAUUUAGAACUAAGGAAAUUUUCAAAACAUUUCGGAGCUUUCAGGUUCAACUACAUUAAUAUCGGGUUCUUUUAACACAUAAACCGGUAAAAUCGGUUCAGUUAAAGUAGAGAUUGUUUUUGGUCAAACAAAAAAAAAAAACACAUAAUGAAAUCAUAAUCUCCUCGGCUUCAUUUCGAAACUAAAAAUAAUUAAUAUGUGGGAUGAUAAUAAUAUGACUGAUUCAGCAAAUAAUACAUCCACAACAGUUAUACAAUCUAUUUUAAGUACAACCAUGAUGUCCAAUGAUCCAUUGUCUGAUAGCGAUGCUGUGUCACCGGUAACAUUAAGUGUUGAAUGGAGCAGAGUAGCAAGAUUACUAAUCAUGAUUGGACUGUCGGUUAUUGGUAGUAUAGGUAAUGUCUACAUGAUAAGCUCGGUCAUGAUUGAAGAUCACUUAAACAAAAGAGGUAACACUUUUUUAGCAAAUGUAGCAUUAGCUGAUUUACUGAUCAGUGGAUUAGUUAUUCCUGCAUCGGCAAUAGUAAUACUUGCUGGCCUACAAGAUUCUCCUCCAGUGUGUCAAUUUCAGUGGUUCAUUUCUAUACUUAGUUUUCUGGUAACUGUGAUGACUAUGAUAGCAAUAGCGGGUGAAAAUUACAUCCGACUGUGCCUUUCGCCUGAAUGUUAUGCUAAACUAACUGUGACAAAAAUUACCAUUUUGUUAUUUGCUAUUUGGAUUUUAAGCUCCAUUUUAGUUACCCUUCAAUUUUUUUAUCAGUUAGGACCAAACUACUGUGCAAAAAAAAUAAGCGGCAUCAUACCUAUUCAAGUAUUAGUGGCUGGAAUGCUAGUGUUAUUGCCAUUGUGCAUCACUGCUGCGCUGUAUCUACGAAUAACUUACCAAGUACACGUGGCUAGAAUGAACCCGAGUUUCAAGCCGCCUCUUGCGUUCAACUGGGAUUAUUCAUUAAUGUUGGCAAAUGCAUAUAGCUUCAUCAUGUUCCUCAUUUUUUGGUCGCCGUUUGCAAUAGUUAUGGCUCUGGCGUCAGCACAAAAGGUGUCUGCGCAAGUAUUCUACAAUCUAGCAUGGUUAGCACUAAGUAAAUCGUGCUUUAAUAAUUUACUAUAUUGUGCGGGUAACAGACACUUCCGGAAUGCUUAUGUCAACCUGUUUCAUUAUUGUUGCUGCAAGACGACAGUUACUUUCUCUAGACGAGCGCGGGACGGUGCCAGUCGUCCAUCUGGGGAUGUUCGUGUACAUAUUAUUCCAGGCUACAACAUGUACUCAUACACUAGUCCCACUAGAUCUAGAGAAUCUGGGUCUUGUCCGUUACAGAGUCGUCCCCGAACUAGAGCUAAUGGAAAUAGGGACGUUUAUGAACUAUAAAUUUUAAAACUAUUAUAAUUAUAUUUAUUAUAAAGCAAUAUACUAUUGCUGUAAAAGUUUGUUAUUUUACACUUUUUACCGUCAUUACCAAACGGCUCAUUAUAAUCUAUUUUAAAGUAUGCUAAGCGUUUUAAGUCAGUUUGUACUAGCUCUAUUUUUAAUCGAUAAAGACCAAAUUUUAUUAAAAUUUUAAUUUAACGCAUGCCGAUUAAAUAUGUGCCAUUUUUUUAAACUUAAAUAUAUUUUUAUCGCUUUUUAUAAGUAUGUGAUGUGAUUUAUAUAAACUUUGUAUAUGAUGUAUCAACCCGUAGACUAAUCUGUGAUGUAUGUUAUACGUCAAGGAUUUAAAGAUAAUAUCACAUUUAAUAAUUGUGCCGUUACUUAUAUAAAUAUUGAUAAUCUUUAUUCAUUUUAGUGAACUUAUGAGCAAACAAAUUCAUGUAUUCUAGUUGUAAUUUACAAGGUUAUUAUUUUGUCUAUAGGGUUUUCUUUAAUAACUUUAAAGUCUUUUACUUUGUUUCAACUUGUAUUUAGAAUAUUGUUGAAUGUAUUCUAUUUGGAAUCCUGCAAAAUUUAACGCAGACAUUGGGUACAUAUCACACUGUCAAACUAAAAGAACACAAUUUAAAGUAAAUAAAUUUUGAUACUUAGUUAUACUCAUACAUGUUAAAAAUUAUAAAAAUAAAGUUGAAAACAAUGUAACUUUUAUGGGAGUUCGAAACUAUGUUUAAUAGUUUCUACGAAACUAUGAAAAUUUGAAUGUUUUUUUUCAAGAUGUGACCGUCUAGUUUUGACAGUGCGAUAUUAGUUCUAAGUUUUGAAAGUGAACUUAUGUACAUAUAUUAUGUAUCAUAAUUACUUAAUCAGAGGCUUUUAGGGGACUGAUUCCCUUGCCUAUAACGACGGCCAAAAGCAUUCACUUUAAAAUUAUUUCGAAAUGUAUUUACAGUAAAAUCUUCUUAUAUUGAACGUUGCUCUGACGAUUUUUUCUUUUUCCCUUAGAUUUUAUUUAAGAUAUUUUUUUCAAGUUUAUAAAACCAGAGUUUGGUUGGGUUUUACGUUUUAAGCGUGUUUAAAACAACAAAAUUAUCAAAAUUUACACAUUUAAAAUGAUUAACUACUCAUUGUUUCAUCAAUGAAAUACUCAAAAUGAAUUUAAUUAUAUAAUUUACGUUCAUUAUGUCUAAGAAAAUAGUUCUAGAGAAACACAUUGAUUAAAUGAAAAUAUCAUAGACAUGAACGUUUUUGAAUUUAAAAGAAAUUUCAAUUCAUAAGUUAGAAGCAAAUAUUUUUAUAUUACGUAAGGUAUAAUCUAAAAUAGAAACGUCAAUCGUCGCCGGAAAUUAGUAUUAAGUAGGAAAAUAUGAUACGCGAAAAGCCGUACUGUAUGCGUCGUCAUCUGUCAAUCAUUUAUGUGUUAUGAGUUAGAAACUAGCAAAGUAUAUUUAUACUGAAGUCCAUAUAAUAUGUAGGAAAAAGUCUGUUAUUCAUUUGUUUCAUAAUGAAAUUGACUUUCUGAAGGAUUUUGGCUAAGCCAGACUCAUUGAUAAAAUUAGAACACUAUCACAAACCUUUUGACACAAACUGUCAUUCUAUGUAAGAAGAUUUAUUUCAAAUUACAAACGAUAAAACAGUUUAAUACAUUGGACUUAUUAAAUAUUAAAAAUAUAAAUAUGAAUAGUUAAUACUGUCAUUUCAAUAAUAAAUUAAAGUUAUACUUAAACAUUGAUGGGAAUAGGGCGAGAUGGAGAACUAAGUAAGCUUAUUGGAAAUAAAACCAUCUAUUAAAAACUUAUUUUUGUUUGUUAAUUAUUAAUAUUACACAUUUUUAACAUAAGUAUAUUUUAUGCUUGGUGUUCAAUAAUUAAGGAAUCAGGUAAAUUAUAAUAAAUAAUGAAAAUGAUUUUCUUCAGUGGCGUUAUUUCAGUUUUAUUUAGUGUGUAAUCUUUUAUUGAGCCACCUUGCUAUAUCUUUUACGAUUAUACUAUUUUUUUAACAAAAUAGGGUCGUCAAAUUUUUUUUUAUACUUUUAUGUUGCAUGAAAGAUAAUUUCAAUAAAAUAAAUAAACUUUAUUAUUAUUUUUUAGAUUUAUAUUAUUUAAAACAAAUUUUAAUGUUUAGUAGAAAUUUUAAAAUAAAUUAUAUGCUUAAGAAAUAGUUAUCAUUAAAAAUAACAAACCUUUUGGAUAAUAUGCACACGUAAGUUAUAGUAAAAAUGUAUGAUACAUUAAUAUGAAUAAGUAAAAACACUAAUAGUAUAACAAAUAAAACAUUACAAUUAAAGAAUAUCUACUACUUUUCAUUUUAGCGAAGACAUCCACAGCUUUCAAUAAAUCAAUAUUAUUUGGUAUAUCUUAUUUGAACUACAUUAUUUAAUUCAUCAAAAAUAUUAUUUUAUAAUUUGUAAUUUUAAUAUUUAAUAGUUUACAUUUUUAUUGAUGUUUAAUUCAUCAUCAAUUUUCUUGGUUUAUCAAAUAUGUAAUUAGAAAUUCCAUGGAAUGAAGAAGCAGCAGCUAUCAAAUUUUUAGUUUUCACUUUAAGACAGUACCUCUUUUUGUUUAUCAUUCAACAUUAUUUAAUCAUUUUUUAAUAUAAUUGAAUACCAUGACACCCUUAUUUUAACAUUUUAUGAAUUUCAUAUUUAAGUUUAAUCAAAUACCAUUAAAUGACUUAUUAAUAUGAUAUGGAUAAUACUCAUACAAUAGGUUCAAUUGCUCUUUGUGGUCAUUUGCAGAUAGUCACCAAGUGACCAGAUUUUUUCAUAAUUUAAAUAGUAAACAUAGUACAUAUACAACUCUAUUAAAAUGUAUCUGUUUAAAAAUAUUUUGUUAUUAUUUGUAACACAGAAUAAAUAAAUGUUGGUAGUUUAUAAGGGCAUUCACUAAAUAAAAAUACACAUACGACCUGAUUACAGGAUACGGUCAAAUAUUUUGACACUGUGUAUUAUUUUCGUUAAUCAUUGAAAAAUGCAGGGGUGCGACUGUUCACACUGCUACUAUCCAAAUGACAUCCUCGAUUUUCAUUUUUUGAAUAACCAUUACUUUUUUAAAAAUACAUUGACAUGGACGCCGAUGAUUGACGUCCAGUCAUCGUGAGUGUACUGGAAAUAAUACUUUAAAAGAGCGAUACGAUAUAGGAUUAUAUUACAUGACCCAAGGCAUUCAAAUUUACCACAAAGCCACUACACAUUCGUGUUUCAUAUGUCUAUGCACUUUCGUUUAAAUUUAAAUAUGGUAUGCGUCUAAGAGAAAUGCGGUACGGUGUCAAGAGGCUUUAUGAAGGUAAAUUCCUAAAUUAUUUCCGGAUUUAAAAAACCGUUAAAAAAUAAUCUUUUUUUUUUUGUUAUAAUAUUUAGCAAUUUAAAUAUUUUUUAGCAGCUUUAAGACUUAAAUUGAAAGUUUUCCCAAACUUAAAUCAAGGGAGGGUCCAAAAAGAUGGAUCCUUCUGAACCCAACCAAACACUAUGGUUUAGUGAUUUAAACGUUAAGAAAUGGUAAAUAUUUUUUUUCAUUAUUAUUUUUCAAUUUUAAAUUUUUAUCAGAUCGAAUAUCAUCAAUUAAUACUAUUAGAAAUAGAAUUUUUCAUUCUUAAUUAUUUUUUUAUCAAAAAAAUUGAAAUAGAAAAACUACAUCAUAGUGGCUAUAGUCCGGGCAAUCAAAGCUAACCAUCAAUUUUUAAAAUAAUUUCUUUAAAAUUUGUCACCCUUCAAAAUUCAGUUAUUCAAUGAUUUUUGACACACUUUAAUAUGAAUCAAAAUAUAGCCUAAGACAUCAACUACAAAUUAGUUCUUCAUAGCUUUCAAAAUAAGAUCUUAUAUAAUGUACUAAAUUUAAUGCUUAAAAUCAUAUAACAUUAUGUACUAAAGUUUGGACCUUAUCUGUAAUUUGUUUUUUAAAUAGAACUAUUCUUGAUUUUUAUUACAACAUUAUUAAUUCAAACUACAUAAUAAAAUAAAACUUAAAAACCAAAAUGAUUGAUUAAUUUAAUUAAAAUAGAUUAAGAUAUUUUAACUAAAUGACUUUUAGUGUAAUUUUUCAUGAUAACACAGUGGUAUUAUUCAUAAAAAAUUAAUAAAUAAUAAAACUGAUACACUUACAAUAAUCAAAUACUAUUGAUACAAAGAUUGCGCUAUUAACAAACACGAGUUCAUUAUAUUAACAGAUUUAUUAAUAUAAUAAUUUAUUACGUUAACUCAACAAUUUUUAUUUAUUAUUACGUAACAAUAGUUCGUUGUUUCGGUGAACAAAAUCAUUAGUAUAAGAAAGAUUUUUAAUGAAAUAAUAUUAUUCAUUGAAUCAAUGAAAAAAGUAAAAUAAGCCAAUGAAUUUGGUUGUUAUUGGUUAAUAAAUGCCGUUCAUUUAAAUUGCAAACAGUUUUAUUUUAGUUUAUAGAUCAUAUUAUAGGUUUAAAUCUUAUAAAUCCACCCCUCGCUUACCCAACUAAGUAUUCUUUUGAUCGAGCACAAAAAAAAGUAUGUGUUCUACAAAAAUCUUAAGGUAGGGAGUAUUCAUUGGAAGUAGAAACUCCUCAAAUCCGCUCCACUAAAUUUUUUACUAGAAAUCUUACUUUUAGAUGGUCUUUGAACAAAAAAAAAAAAAGCCAUCCAAAACAAUAUUUAUCAUAAAUUUACAAAAUAAAUUUUUUUAGUCCUCCCCGAAAAAUACGCGACUGUCUUAGUAUUGUAGGAUAAAACUAAAAUUGAUUUUUAAGAACUACCCUUAUAUGCACUUUAAGAACUUUUGAAAAGCUUGAAGAUUAAUGUUAAUUUAUGAUUGUGAAUUAUUAUAAGAUGGUAGCAUUUUGGAAUUAAAUAUUUAUCGUAAGAAAAUCCCGUUUUCCUAUCCUAUUCAUAUCCUAAAAUAUUAGCACUAAAAAUUUACAACCUUAUAAAAUAUAAAUACCAAAAAAAAAACUGUAAGUUUACUAGUUAAAAAAAAAAUUAGCCAAUCAAAUUGUGGUCAAUUACACAAGUCAAAUUAAUAAAUGAUACUCAAUGAAAAUUAAAAAAGUAAUACGACCAGUUAAGAUUUAAUUAUAUAUUGAUUAUUUAUUUGAAUCAACCGUAUAAAGUUAUUAUAUAAGACACUACCAAUUUUAAACAUAAGCAUUUAUAUUUUUUAAUUUUAAGAUAAUCGUUAGCAAUGCUUUAUAUAUUUAUGUAUUAUAAUGAAGUUUAUAAUUAUAUUUUUAAAUUAUUUAAUAAAAUAUAUAAUUUUAGAUAAUUUGUUCUAGUAUUGAAGUUUUUUCUUAUAACAAAAUAUGUUUAAUUCCAUGUUUCAAAAGUAGAGUUACCUUUAUUUUCCAGCAAACUGUUUAAUUGUACCUAGACUAUUUAAGUAAAACUGUGUUGUAGAAUUUUG
This is a messenger RNA of Daktulosphaira vitifoliae (grape phylloxera), 7088 nucleotides long. Its product is annotated as melatonin receptor type 1B-B-like. NCBI's taxonomy places the organism in Eukaryota, Metazoa, Arthropoda, Insecta, Hemiptera, Phylloxeridae. Gene Ontology annotation, cellular component: membrane. The record is from RefSeq and is a predicted model, not a curated record. Gene Ontology annotation, biological process: G protein-coupled receptor signaling pathway. The transcript has 6 exons. The coding region runs from base 556 to 1728 and encodes 390 amino acids. Gene Ontology annotation, molecular function: G protein-coupled receptor activity.